This is a messenger RNA of Cucumis sativus (cucumber), 5255 nucleotides long. RefSeq lists its product as uncharacterized. NCBI's taxonomy places the organism in Eukaryota, Viridiplantae, Streptophyta, Magnoliopsida, Cucurbitales, Cucurbitaceae. The record is from RefSeq and is a predicted model, not a curated record. Bases 1 to 4404 code for a protein of 1467 amino acids. The transcript is spliced from 7 exons.
AUGAUGCCUCACAUGGAUGUGCUCCCCGACGACGAGAAGUGUGCCUUGGAUAUGAGUACCUACGAGAAUUUGUCUAAUGUUUGCAAUGCACCACCUCUUCACUCUGCUACUCCCAUUCCUAAGGAUGAUACCGAUGGUUCUUACGUUUUCGUUACCUCCGUCGAUGCUGCUACUAACCUUGAUCACGCUGCUCCUGAUCUUAAUGCCCAACCAAUGUGUUCUCAUAUUGUUGAUGCCCAGAUUCAGGUUCAUAAUCCUGAUGAAUUGAAGGAUUCCCAAUUCAGCCUUUCCGAGCAUAUCAAAGAGAGUGACGCAGUUCGGGAUAAGAUCAGACUGGCGGAUGUCCUUCAUUCUUCUGACGCCAAGGUGGAUGAAGCGGAACCUGGACUCCAUUCUUCUCAAACCGUGGAACAAACUCGAGUCUUGGAAAACCAGACUAUCAACGAAUCAUUUGAUGCGGAGACAAAUUCUGGCCAAAUCCAUGGGCUACAUUCUCCUCAAGAAGUUGAAGACAAUCAGAUUCGGGAGGAAAAUCAAAGAAUUUCUACCUCUGGAUCUUCUAACACCGAUGCAAAUCUUAGUGGACAAAUCGAGGUGGAGUCUUCCCAAAUGGCGGAAGAUAUUCAAAUUCAUGAGGAUAACGGAAUUGUGGAAAUCAUGAAGUCUUCUGGUACCGAGACAAAUCUUGUGGUGAACAUUGAGGCGGAGUGUUCUCAGAAGGAAGAUGGCAUCCAGAUUCACAAGGAUAAUGGAACUGUUGCAAUCAAGUUUUCUGAUACCGAGUCGAACCCUGGGGAAGAGAUUGAGGUCCAGUCUUCUCCAAAGGCACAGGACAAUCAGAAUCACGAGGAAAAUGGCAUAAUGAAAGCCUUCGAAUUAUCUGAUGCCGAGGCAAAUCCUAGGUCAGAAAUUGAGGUGGAGUCUUCACGGGAGAUGGAAGACAUUGAGCUUCAGGGGCAAAAUGAAGUAGUGGAUACAAUAAAAUCUUCUACUACUAUGGAAAACCGUGGGCAAGAAGGUGAAGUAAUUCCCGGGUAUAAUGAAAGAGUGGUUAGCAUUGAAUUGUCCAAUGCCAUACAUGACAGCAGUGAAGAAGCUGAGAUGGAAUCUUUCGAGAGAGAUGAAGGCAUUCAAGAGGCAGAAGAUGCAGAUGUGGAGGCUGCUGACUGCUGUUGCGUUACUGGCAAAGAGAUUGUUGAUGGGAUGGUAAAUAAAGAUGUGAUAAGCGACCCUAUAGGAGGAAUAGAGGAAUCUCAAAUUAUAACUAUGGGUGCUGCUAAAUCUGACCUAGAUCAUUCUGAUGAUUCAAUGGAAAACGUUAAGGAGGAAUGUACAUCAGGGGUUGCCUUGAAUGACAAGAACUCUGAGAUAACUCAAUUUACAAUUUGUCAGGAUGGUGACCAUUACCAGGUUGUUGGUGAGGAACUAGAAAAUUUAAACAAUGAAGUUUGUCUUUUAGAGCCAUCAGAAGAAAACAAAGCGGAGGUGGAGCAGCAUUUGGCAGCAACUCCUAGUCCACUAGUCAGUUCAGAAGACAUAAAUGGUUCUAUCUCAAUUAGCUCGGAAGAUGGCUUGCCGACUAGUAUGGAUCAAGAUGACCCCUUGGGAACUAUUGAUGGCAACGACACUGUAGCUAACAGGACCAGCUUCCAUGACCACACUGAAACCUUGUCUGGCUCUGUAGUGUGUGAUAUUGCUACUGUUGAAACUCAUGAAUUAUCUCCUACGGUGCUUAUUACUGAUCCAAUAUUAGAGUUAAAUGAGAUUACUGUAAAUGAACAAGAGGUGAAUCACGUGUUGGAACUAGAAGAGAACUCAGAAAUGGUUUCUAAUCCUAAAGUGGACAAAUGUGAGGUUGAAGUUUUGGAAGAUAUGGUUUCUGGCAAUGAAGAUGAUAUGCCCACUGCACUCGACAAAUCUAAAAUUUACUGUGGUGAUGACUUUGUUGCUGACAGUCAAUUAGUCGCUGAGGACAUUGGAACAUUGGAAAGCACUGACACAGCAGUAUCUGCUGUUGUGAUAGGAAAUACUUCAAUUGAAAUAAGGGAACCUGCCUCUACGAAUUUUCCUAAUGAUCCAUUAGUGAGAUCUGAUCUUGAUGUUGAGGAUUGUACAAUUUCUGAAAUUGGGACUUCUGCUGGUGAUGUUGUCCAACCGGAUAAAGAAGUCAGUGAAAGUCAUGAGGUUGGUUUUCUUGGUAACUCUAAUUUAGAAACUAAAUGUGAGGAUGAUCACGUGGAAAAAGAUCACCUAGUACCUUCCCAUUGUAACGAUUGUCCUUCAGUUGAAUGUGAAGAGAGAGGUUCCACUGUUCCUGAAGUUCCUAAUGGCGUUGAUAAAUCUUCUGCAAUUCAACUAAUUUCUGCUGUUGCAAGAGACUCAGAAUUGCAUGAUAACAAAAGUAGCUCAAGUCCAACUGCUAAUGAGAAACCAGAAGAUGACAUCAAGAUUCCAUCCUCCAUAGGAGAUGAUAGGAGAAAUAUACCUGGCAAUGAUUGCAGUGUGUCAAACACUGAAAUUCUCAAGGAUUUUAUAUUAAACAAAGAAGAGAAUCUGCACUUAUUGUCCGAUGUUGUCUCUGAAAUUGAUGGUAAACCAACAACAGAAGAAAUUGAGGUCAAUCGUGAGGGUUGCCAGAAUGAACCAUCAUCUAUUUCUCCAGAAGGUUCUGGUGAUGCUUUAACAGGGCAAAAUGUAGGGGCUGAGGCAGGAACAAGGCCGUUUAACUUUUUGGUUAAGGUGCCUCGAUUUGAUGACAAAAACAUAAGAGAGCAGAUUAAAUGUGCUCAGGCAGAAGUUGAUUGGAAGACCAAGGACCGAGAUGCUAUUCGGGUUCAAAUACAGACAAUGAGGGCUGCAUGGAAAGUGUUGAGUGAUAAUCUUGAAGCAGCUGUGUCGGAGGGAAGAGCUGCAAGAGAUUUGCUGAAGUCAAAAAGACUGGAGAUAGACUCUGUUCAAUCAGUGAUAACAAAAGUGAAGAAUGCCAUGUCUGUUGAGGACAUCGAUGGCAGGAUACGCAACAUUGAACAUAUGAUCGAGCAUGAAACACUGCCACUAAAGGAGGAAAAGCAAUUGAUUCGUGAAAUCAAGCAAUUGAAGCAGGUGCGGGAACAGCUUUCAUCAACUAUGGGUAAGCAGGAUGAGCUUCAACAGGCAUUGGACCAGAAAGAUCAUAUUGAAGAGCGCCUUAAGCUAUUAAGAAAGGAGAUGGAUUUACUGAGGGACAAUGUUCUGAAGGCAGAAUCAGUUAUAAAGGCUGCCAAGAAGAAAUAUAAUGAUGAAAGCAUAAAGCUGGAUGAGUUGCAAUCCCAGUUUAAAGCAGCAGAUAAGAUUCGUCAAGAAGCAUAUGCUAAUUUACAGAGUAUGAGGAAGCAAUUAUAUGAGAAGAACAAAUACUGCUGGAAGUAUCGGGAUGACGCAAAGGAAGCCAGUGAAAUAGCAUCAAGUCGAGACAUAGAGAAAGUGCAACAUUUUUGCGUUAAUCAGGUGGAGCGCAUGAUGGAACUGUGGAACACAAAUGCUGAGUUCAGGGAAGAAUAUAUUAAGAGUAACAUGAGGAGUACUGUGAGGCGACUAAAGACGUUGGAUGGGCGCUCCCUUGGCCCCAAUGAAGAGCCACAUGUACUGAAUCUUAUUGUUAAGGAGGGGUCAGCGAGGGACAAUUCUCUUUCAACGGUUUCAACAACCGAGGAAUCUGGAAAACCAAUAUCUGCUUAUGAUGCGAGUGAUAACAAACCAGAGACCAAAGUAGCCGAAGAGAAGAACCAAAUGACAAAAAAGAAGCCUGUAACAGUUGUGGGCUUAGUGACUGCCCCUAGAAAUAUCUCUAGGGAGAAUGAGGUAGAAGAGCCACCACGACCGGAGGAGAUUAAGCGAACAAGAGAAGAAGAGGAGCUGGCAGCGAAAGUAGAAGAGUUGAGAAAGGAAGAGGAAGCAAUGAAGUUGAAGGAGCAACGGAAGUUGGAAGAGAGGGCCAAAGCCAAAGAGGCGUUGGAGAGGAAAAAACGAAAUGCUGAGAAAGCCCAGGCCAGGGCAGUAAUCAAAGCACGAAAAGAGGCAGAAGAGAGAGAGAAGCUAAGGGAGAAGAGAGCAAAAAAGAAGGAAAGGAAAAUGGCAGCUGAGACAGAAGCUGGUAAUGAUUGGGACGAAAGGGAUUCUGCUUUAGUCACGGAGACCCCUUCAGAAACUCAGAAGGAAGAGUCUGAAAACACAGGUAAACCGGGGAUGGCAGCGAAGAAGCCUCAAAAAGCUUUGCAGUACACAAAACAGAGCAAGACAAAGUCAAUUCCUCCGCCACUUCGAAAUCGGGGUAAGAGAAGGAUGCAACCAUGGAUGUGGGUUCUUCUGUCAACCGUGGUUGUUUUUGCACUGUUCUUCGUCGGACAACAACGGCUUCUCUACUAGAUCAUCUUGGUUCGAUUUCUAAAGUUAGAAUGCAAUUCAAUUUUAUAUAGUUAUAGAGUGAUACACAAUUAGUUGGUAAGGGAAAAGAGAUAGACGUUUGGUUUGGGAGAUUCCCAUAGAAUAUAUAGAUAAUGGUAGGCUAAUUCUUUGGUUCCUUUCUUAGGAUUCAUCUGCUUCCAACUUACAAGUUGAUGAAGUCGUUCACUUAAAUUAGGAAAGAAGAAAGAAAGAAAGAAAAGAGGAGGCUGGAGGGUUUUCCCAUCAUUAAGGCGCGCAUCGGUUGACAAUGACAUUUUAUUAUUUAUUAUUUAAUUAUUUAAUUAUUAUUUGUGUUGAUGUGUAGAAAUGAAAGAGUGGUUGGGAGGGGAGUUAUUGGUUUUGUUAAAAUCAGUAUUGUGAUUAUUAGGAGUUAGGAGAGUGAUUGAGUGCAUAGUGGUGUGAGAAAGAAAAGAGAGGUGAAAUUCCAUUCCAACUGGGAGAGUAGAAUAGAAUAGAAUAGAAUAGAAGCAGAUGUUGAGGAUGAGUAAGUAAGUAAUAGGAUCAAAGAUGGUAGAGGAUGGCGAGUGUGGGGGCAUUACAUAAAUAUAAAAUAUGCUGUUGGUUGUGAGUCCGUACAAAGGAAGGCCCCCACUGACAUUGUGUAGCUAUCAGGAACCAGAAUCAUGGUGCCCCCACCGCUUCUGUGCCAUCAUCUGUCUUCUGUACGACGACGUUUAUUGGUGCCCCUACAAAUGCCCUAUUCCCCCUAAUGGAUCUCACUAUUACCACAAACUAUGGUCAACGCUCCGAUUAUAUAUCCAACCCCCCCUCCUUUUCAUCCUCUAUAAUACCUUUAUUAUUUAUUCAUUGCU